AUGGGCACCAGGUUCAAGGGCGACAACAAUGAUCCCGCGGUCAAUGUGACUAAUUGGGUGUUGCUGGUGACGGCUAUACUCAGUGUGUUUGCACGGCUGGGGACGAAAUUUCGAAUCUUUCACAAGUUCACGAGCGACGAUGUUGCGAUUAUUGCCUCAUUGGUAUUGUGUGUCGUCCAGAGUAUCUGCGUGUCCAUGGCCGUCGGUUCGGGCUACGGGAAACAUCUUAAAGAAGUGACAUUGCCGGAAUUUGAUACGGUGAUGAAGUACCUUUACGCGAGCUCUAUACUCUACCUCGCCAGCAUCUGCGCCUCCAAGAUAUCACUGGUACUAUUCAUGCGGAACCUCACGCAGACGGCGAACGAUCGAUUCUUUGGGCUGUUUCUAGCAAUUGCCAUAGGCGUAUGGGCGGUGGUGAGCAUCUUCGGCACUGCCUUCCAGUGCUCGGUGCCGGGCACUUGGAACUUCUGGUCCAACAACUGCUUUGAUCUGGCGGCUUGGAGAUACUUUGUCUGCGCCUCAAACAUUGUCACUGAAAUUCUGAUCCUCGCCCAAGGCAUUCUUCUAACCCAUCGUGUCCAAACGUCUCUCACAAAGCGCCUAUUAAUCACGAGUCUUUUCCUUCCACGCGUCUUGGUGAUCGGUACCGUGCUCGCCGAACUGAUUCUCACCCGAAGAAUCACCGAGACCACCGACCCUACCUACGAAAUGUGCGUGGUGACAAUACUACAGAUGCUCACCCAGUGCCUGAGCGUGGUCACCGCCUGUUGGGGACAGCUCAAGCCCUUCCUGACUUGGCUGAAAUCCAACGGCCUACGGAUUCAAGAUGUGGACUACAUGACAAAUGCCUACAACAGCAACUAUGCACAAUCGGAAGGACGGUCCCAAACUCAAUCCAAGGCGCGCGAUUCCCGAUACCAGUCCCAAAAAGGACCCGCUCUUUCACGGUCCAAGUCCAACCAGAUCCUUGUCACCAAGAACUGGGAGGUCGAUAGCCAGUCCAGUCAGGCCGAUAUCAUACAGGAGAGUGGGGCCUGGGCGGACGCCGAGGGGACGCGAAACGUCAGCCCCGAAAACUUGAAUCAUUAA
Molecule: messenger RNA, 1089 nt
Organism: Penicillium chermesinum
Lineage: Eukaryota; Fungi; Ascomycota; Eurotiomycetes; Eurotiales; Aspergillaceae
Exons: 5
Coding region: 1-1089 (362 amino acids)
Source: RefSeq, a predicted model, not a curated record